Messenger RNA from Tachysurus vachellii, 1822 nucleotides. It is a transcript of the gene rxrgb, whose product is annotated as retinoid X receptor, gamma b. The record is from RefSeq and is a predicted model, not a curated record. Gene Ontology annotation, molecular function: zinc ion binding; nuclear receptor activity; nuclear steroid receptor activity. Gene Ontology annotation, biological process: retinoic acid receptor signaling pathway; anatomical structure development; positive regulation of transcription by RNA polymerase II. The transcript is spliced from 10 exons. Bases 151 to 1491 code for a protein of 446 amino acids. Gene Ontology annotation, cellular component: RNA polymerase II transcription regulator complex; nucleus. NCBI's taxonomy places the organism in Eukaryota, Metazoa, Chordata, Actinopteri, Siluriformes, Bagridae.
GCUAAUCUCACUGUCGCUUCCCUUCACUCACUUCGGGCAGCGGAAUGGACUGAGAUGCCGCUGUGUGAGCUACAGCAACUCUACAGCCAUCCGAAGAAGAGGAAGAAGAAGAAGAAGAAGAAGUCAACGGAAAUACGGAAAUAACCAGAGAUGGACAACAGUGACGCGUAUUUACAUCUCGAUUCACCUGGGGCACUUAACUCCUCACUCUCACAGCCUCCAACAGUGGGCUCCAUGAUGGGUCACUCGUCCGUCAUCAGCACCUCACGUCAACUUCAUUCGGCUAUGGGCUACUCGGUCAUCACUUCCCCUUUGAACUCGCCUUCUGUCUCACUACCCUCCACACCUGCCAUGGGCUUUGGCGCCCUCAACAGCCCACAGAUGAACUCUCUGAACAAUGUGAGCAGCUCAGAAGAUGUGAAGCCUCCUCCUGGUCUCUUGCCUCUGGCCAACAUCAGUAGCUACCAGUGCACCAGUCCUGGCUCUAUGUCCAAGCACAUAUGUGCCAUCUGUGGUGAUCGCUCCUCAGGAAAACACUACGGUGUGUACAGCUGUGAGGGGUGUAAAGGUUUCUUCAAGAGAACCAUCCGGAAAGACCUGACCUACACGUGUCGAGAAAAUAAGGAGUGUCUGAUCGAUAAACGUCAGCGCAAUCGCUGCCAGUACUGUCGCUACCAGAAGUGUCUCGCCAUGGGCAUGAAGCGGGAAGGUGUGUGUGUGUCGGUUCAGGAAGAGAGGCAGCGUGGGAAGGAGAAGAGCGAUAAUGAGGUGGAGUUGACCAGCAGUUAUAAUGAAGACAUGCCUGUGGAGAAAAUCCUGGAUGCUGAGCUUGCAGUGGAACCCAAGACUGAAACACACACAGAUGACAGUCAGGGAAACUCUACAAAUGACCCAGUCACUAACAUCUGCCAGGCCGCAGACAAGCAGCUCUUCAUGCUGGUUGAAUGGGCUAAAAGGAUACCGCACUUCUCAGACCUUCCCCUGGAUAAUCAGGUCAUUCUACUUCGAGCAGGCUGGAACGAGUUGCUCAUCGCCUCCUUCUCACAUCGCUCGGUCACAGUAAAAGAUGGUAUCCUGCUGGCCACAGGUCUCCACGUGCACAGAAGCAGCGCACACAGUGCAGGAGUCGGCUCCAUUUUCGACAGAGUGUUGACUGAGCUAGUGUCUAAGAUGAAGGACAUGCAGAUGGAUAAGACGGAGCUAGGCUGCCUCAGAGCCAUCGUUCUCUUUAACCCUGAUGCUAAAGGCCUGUCGAACCCAGCUGAGGUGGAGGUACUUAGAGAAAAAGUAUAUGCCUCGUUGGAGUCCUACACCAAGCACAAAUAUCCCAACCAGCCGGGCAGGUUUGCUAAGCUGUUACUGCGUCUCCCUGCUCUGCGGUCCAUUGGACUGAAGUGUCUAGAGCAUCUCUUCUUCUUCAAGCUGAUUGGAGACACUCCCAUAGACACCUUCCUCAUGGAGAUGCUUGAAGCACCCCAUCAGAUAACAUGACAUAAGCCCCGCCUCCUCUUCCUUUUCUCUUUUGUAAAUACAUCCAUGUAAUAACUGGAAAAGAAUGAACUUGACAGAGGAUGUAAACUCCAUGUUUUGUACAAAGCACAGCCUAUGACUGUGGGAGAUGUGCAUAUGGGAAACGGGGCAGGGUGAGAAGAAGCUCAUCAAGAAUUAAAUUUGUUUGGAAAAUAAUUUUCUCUUGUAAAUAGAUCAUUUUCAGGCAUCCGGUCUAACAGCAAAACAGUGCAAGAACAUUUAUUUUGUUGAAAAAACAAACUACAGAAUUUCUAAAACUUGCAGUUCUGUCUGAAUAAAAUAUUUAAAUUUG